Molecule: messenger RNA, 2154 nt
Organism: Phytophthora nicotianae INRA-310
Lineage: Eukaryota; Oomycota; Peronosporomycetes; Peronosporales; Peronosporaceae
Exons: 10
Coding region: 1-2154 (717 amino acids)
Source: RefSeq, a predicted model, not a curated record
AUGAUUGCGAUCGGGUCGUGCUUUGGGUUUGCUCUACUCGGAGGGUUAUGCAUCUUGUUCACUUCCGAUGUGGAGCUGGAGGUUGCCGCAUUUCUUGACAAAUCUGUUGUACUACGAGACGUUGAAAACCGAGAGAAGCUUCUGAAAGACACUAAGAAAAUCCUAGAGUUUGCUGCCGUUGUUCUCAUUGUGAGUGCUGUAGCUCACCUGUGUUUCAGCUGGUAUCUCCGUCGAUUGGUGGGCGAACGGCGCGCUGCUGUUGCCUUCCUGCAGAUUUUCAGCGUGAUCAUGUUCCCGCUGUCUCUGUUUCUCAUUCUCGGUGGCAACUACAUCGUCGAUACAGGGACUCUAGCCUCGGCACCAUACGCAGGACUCGCGAUUUUUUCUAGCGGAGUUCUGCUGCUGAUUGUGGCGCUCCUUGCAUUUAUUGGCGGCAACUUCGAAUAUCGCCGACUACUUUCGAUCUGUUACUUGAUUUCAGCGCUUAUCGGAGCGUGUUUGGUUGUACUGGCCAUCACUUGUUUCGCUGGACGAAGCUUUGUUGAGGACAAUAUCCUCGACAACUGGGAAAGUAUUCGCAUUCUACUACCUCCGACUUCACAAGUUGCGUACGAUCGUGAUCGGUUCGCGGCAGUCAUGCGAUCCAACUUGAAUACUGUUGCGUAUGUGGGACUGCUAUCGGGGAUAUUCGUGCUAUCUGAAGCAGCUAUGAGCUUAACGCUCAUGCGUCAUGCGUCGUCCUGGAAACAACAACUGGCCCGAGCGAAACGUAGUAUGAAAGACCUACAGCAGACCGCAGUGAGUCUUGAUCCAAUUGAGCCUAGCACUGACGUCCCUCAGCCAGAAUCCGCACUCUCCUUUCUCCAACAGUGGGUCAAACACUUCGAGACCUCGACAAGGCGGCAACGGAUAGCCAUGCGGAUCGUUAUGGCGCUCAUUGUACUUGCGGUCAUGUUUAUCCUUGCAGUUAUGUGCGCCAACGUGAUCUUCGUAGCGAAGUGCAGCACUCUUGGCAAUCAAAUUGCAUCUGCUAGUAUUCCUCUUGUCAACUCGAGCUCAGAAGACAUAACGAACAUCAUCCAUGUGCAAAACUCGUUUUCGCGUGGAGAAAUCGUCGUUUCGUCAUCAAAUUCGACAACAGGCAGCGUGGAACUCAAAUUUUACUCAUCCGAUGGUGGAUCUGUCGGAGCAUCGGAUAUGUAUAUGAAAAUGGUCAAGAAUGAGACGGUUGGUAUCAAUGUCUGGCCGAUGGAUGCAACUCAAUUUCUGUGGUUAGAUGGAUCGUGUCAGCGGUCCAUGAUGGAGAUUGAGUUGCCGCAAGAACCACUUCAAAGUCUUGUCGUGAACAGCAACACAUCUGUGGUGGUGAAAGCAUCAGAAACUAUGAAACUGCAAGGACUUAGCAUUACGACAAUGCAGUCCAGCGUCCUGUGCUCAAAUGUUGAGAUUCAGGGAGAUGAAGUUCUCCUAGAAACUACUUCGGGUGAUAUUAGUGUUGACAGCAUGACAAUCGACGCAAGCAACUCAUCAACAGCAGAAUCGCCGGCAAGAGUUUAUUCAGGGCUUGGGAUCGUCAGUUUAUCGAAUGUGGUUUUAUCUCAGUGUGAUCUUCAAGUUGAAACGGGAGCAGGCAGUUUAGUGCUCUCUGUUAAUACUGGGAGGAGUCAUAUUCAAGCCAAGAGCUCCUCUGCAUCGAUUUCAGUGGACGACAUACAUGCAAACUGGAUCACGUUGAAAAGUGGAACAGGUGAUAUCUAUGGAUCAGAGAUAUUAAUCGAGGGCAACUCUGCCUUCAUGGGUCGGCUAGAAGUCACAACAAUAUCGGGCGACGUCGAACUUAAAGAAAUCACAACAAGCGGUACCAUCCACGUAGAAUCAGCCUCAGGCAAAAUUUCGGUGCAACUAAAUACCGAAACGUUUGCCGGUAUGUAUUACAUGAGAUCAGAGUCCGGAUCCAUGUCCAUUCGUCAAACCAAUUAUUCCAACGAUGUCGUUGUAGAGGCGGAGGAUUCAAUCGAUGGGCUCGAGAAACACGGCAGUAUCAACUGCGAUCCAGCAGCCAACAACUGCAUAGCGUUCGGAAGUCUACACUUGCGCUCCAACUUUGGCGACAUCGAGGUCGUACUCGGUUGCAAUUCGUACAGUUGUAGUUAA